Messenger RNA from Nomia melanderi (Alkali bee), 3900 nucleotides. The record is from RefSeq and is a predicted model, not a curated record. Lineage: Eukaryota; Metazoa; Arthropoda; Insecta; Hymenoptera; Halictidae.
AGAAUGGUACAGCGGGCCGCAUGCAGCAUCGAGCCGAACACAUUCCCCAAUGGCGUACGGAUCAGCGACCGGGACGGAAGAGACGCGGACGUGGUCGCGCCGGAAGCGACAGUAAACCACGCACUGCGGCCUGUGCACGAAGAUCGGGGCGCGAGGUUCUCCCUGUUCAAGUGGUUCAAGCGGUCCGGCAAUCGGGGUUCGACCGUCGAGAAGCGGCGAAAGACGACCGACAAGUGUCGAGAGAAUGACAGGCAACAGCCGAGCAUCUCCUCCAGCGCGGAGAGCGUAGACACCUUCUACAGCACCACCACGGUACGCAGCUUCGCGUUCCACACCGGCACCCUGGGCAGAUGCGACGCCCUGUCGCUAGACAUCCUCGAGCAGGCGGCGGAAGUUGGCCCGUUCGCGGCUGGUGCAUCCAAGGUCACCGUUGGCAACAAAGAGAACGACGUCGCGGACGUUGCCUCCACUCUACCGACGAACGCUCACUCCCACAGACGGGACAUCACUGCCAGGUAUUCCCUGCAGCCAUCGGCGACCUUCACUUCCUGCGGAAACCUACCGUUUCCGGAAAGAAAGCCUCUGGGAUCGUUGAAGAGGCUCGACGACAGAAGACCCAGCUCCAGUGCGAGCUCCACGCGCAGGAGGGUGCACGUAAAGGGCAAGAGGCGCGCGCCGAACCCGCCCGCGGCUAGCCCGCCGGGGAUAGAUGCCCGCGACACGCCGAGGAACAGUAACAGGCGAAAGAGGAGAGCCCCGAAACCGCCGGACAAGAUCGUCGACGAGGAGCCAGCCGAGAGGAAGAGAGACGAGGAGGUGACCGAUGGCGGGAUGGACGUAGAGCCGCGCGGAGACGCCGGGGAAGGGCAAGCGAUCAGCAACGACACGCUGGUUCUACAGGGAGGCGUGUUGCUGUCGAAAAAAGAGAAGCCCGCCGCGAAAGAGAAGAAAGACACCGGUACUAGCACGACGGACACCGUCAUUCCACAGGACACUCAGACCACGGCACCGGCGUUCGGGACGCUGAACGCCGCGAUGCCACGACCUUGGUACAAACGGAGCGUAUUCGAGCAUUCCCGGGAUUCCGGGCCGUCCCGCAGGGGCGAUGUGCUCCGGGGGCCAGCAACCUCGACGAUCGAAAUAAAAGAAGACGCCGCGGCGGCGACGACGAGCCUAGCAUCCGCGAGCUACCCCGUGGACGCCUCUUUGUCGAGACUGAGCUUCUUCCACCGUGGACAGCCGGAGGAGAGGAAGAGGGAGGCGAAACGGAAGUCGGGUCUGUCGAUACUGACGAACAUCAGCGAGCUGGACAAAGAAGCCGCCGCGAUCGUGCAGGAAGAGCAAGCCAGAGCUAGAGCCUCCAUGCUGCUGAAGUCGUCGCGGUUCGUCGAUGCUUUCGAGAAACGGGACGUGAACGAGGAGAUCGUUCAAGAUAUAGUCACAUCCGCGAUGGAGAACUCUUCGCCCAGACGCGGCACUCGAGCGUUGAUCUCCAAGUUUAAUGCCAUCAGCAAUAUAACGAAGGUCACCGUGAACACCAACUUCUUCGCGAAGGGAGCCAGGGAGCAAGGAUCGAAGUUCGAAAGAGACACGAGGAAUGCGAGACAGAGCGACCCGUCGACGGACUGGAGGGAGCAGCCGAGAUUUUCGGCGCAUCCCGGCCAGAGCGGACAAUUCGAGAAGGACAUCUCCAGGUAUUUCCCACAGCAACAACAAAAGGCAGCUAGAAGCAAACCGGAAAACGCGGACGCCGCGAAGCUUCCAGGAAGCAGGAUCAGCGCUGGUAAGGAGCAGAGCGAUCGGCUGGCCACAGAGACCUCGAGCAGAAUAUCGUUCCUGCAGAGCCAACUCGCCGCAAAUCGAAUGAACGAACCGGCGAUUCUUCAGAAGGACACUGUAACGGCUGUAAUGGAGGAAAAAAUUCGAUCAAGGCAGGAAGUCGCCGGUGAAACGAAGGAACCGGAGACAAAACCGGCGGAGGAGGACGACGGAGGCGGGUUGUUUUCUCGAGGCCAGGCGAAGACGCACGCUACAAGCAUCCUGGAGGAUCCGAGAAGGAUGGACAAGCGUAAUUUCGACGGCGUGCAGAAAGAGUUCUCGGAGAUCUUCGAGGAGAUCGAUAAACAGCUUCGCAUCAAAGAGUUGAAGCACAUCGAUCGUCGGUCGUCGCGCGAGAGCGCGGCGACGGCCACUAAUCAGAGGGGCAAAGAUCCGAGCGAGGAGGCCGGAAUAUCAAGUAAGGUGACUAAAGUGCUCGACAUCCUGGUGGAGGCGGAGAAGGACGCUAAGACGAAGAGCAGCGCGGCUCAAUCGGAGAAAUCGAUGCCGUUCGAGAGCGACGCGCCGCGCGCGAGCGCGAAAUCGAAAUCGGAGAAGACCAGGUCCCCGAUACUCAGUACCGUCGAGGAUCCAAUUACUACGGACCUGAAGGAGAUGUUGAAGGAAAUGAAACACUCGUUACCGAAGCGGCCGAAACCGGACCGAAUGGCGGCACGUUCCAGCGACGUAACAACGAAAGUGACUAAGGAGAAAGAGACUGCUGCACGGGACAACAAGACCACGUACUUCGUAUCCGCGGUGACGAAGGUCGAGAACAUCGCCCUGCAGAACGAGUACGAGAUCGAGAAACAAAAGGUCUCGUGCUCGGUGCAGACCAGCGGGAAUUUGCGCAGGUUGCAUCAACCUCCUCCAUUGGAUCAGCCAUCCACGUCGGGAUGGAAACAGGAGAACGUUCUCUACAAAACAUCUGGGAGGAACUUGGGCGGUUCCGGGCUGACGAAGAACACCUUUCAGCUGAUACGGCCGCGGGAUUUCGCCGAGAUCGAGGCCACGAAGACCGUGAAGACCGCCGGUAACGAGAACACUUACGCGAACGUGAUGGAGCAAUCGAUUUACGCGAAUGCCCAUGUUCCCGCCUCGCCGAAACAACGUACCGGUUCCCCGAGGAUUAACGAAGCGAGGAAGAUCGAUAACGCGGCCGCGAUACCGAUCGCGUCUCCGUUGGCUGGAAGAAAGGCGAACGCGAACGAGGACGCGUUCAGCGAGGAAGAGGACAAUUCAUCGGAGAAGAACAUGAAUACGCUCGCCAUAAACCGAUUACUCAGAAAGUUGGAGGCAGCGAUCGCAUCCGGCCAUCAUCAGCAGGCGGCCGGCCUAGCGAAGGAGCUGGCACGACUGAAGAUCCACUGUUCCGUGAUUCGGCAGCGAUCGGCCCGUCUCAAAGAUCAGUUGAUUAAAGUCAAUAUGUACAUUGAGGACAAGCUUGCUCACCAGGGGCCCAUACCUCUUCAGUUGCCGAGCCGGAUGACAGUGGCCGAACUGAAGGCGAAAAUACACACGGAAUUCGAGAUACCCACGAAUGUGCAACGAUGGAUCAUCGGGAAGAACUUGGCCGACUCUGACGCUGCCACGCUGAAUGAGCUGCAGGCGGUGGACGGGUCACCUAUAUUUUUGUAUCUCGUUGCGCCAGAGUUAAAGCCUGCGAAUGUAACGCACGAAGACAAAGCUGACAACGCAGACAGAGUACCAACCGUAACAAAUGAAGAAGCUUCGUCUACAGAAGUGCUGGAGACUGUGGAAGAAGAUCAUGAAGUAGUCGAAGAACCCCAGGAGACAGAGGAAAGAAAUACGCCAGAGGAGGUGAAGAUGGAACGAUACGAAGAAUUGAUCUCGUUAGAGAACUGCGAUGUUAUACCGAAUUCCGAGCCAAUCGAAUGUCCCGUAUGCUUCGUUACAUACGGUCCACGCGAGGGCGUGAUAUUGAGAGAUUGCUUACACAUGUUCUGCAGGUCUUGUAUUGUCAAUACGAUUAGAUACUGCGAAGAAGCUGAAGUGAAAUGUCCUUACAGAGAUUCGGAAUACACUUGCGAGUCGACUCUUCAAGAACGCGAAAUUAAAGCU